Molecule: messenger RNA, 8007 nt
Organism: Chrysemys picta bellii (western painted turtle)
Lineage: Eukaryota; Metazoa; Chordata; Testudines; Emydidae
Source: RefSeq, a predicted model, not a curated record
GGAGGGAGGAGCCGCACGGCGGGCAGGGCGCCCCGGAGCCAGCCGCCCAAGUUGAGUGUCAGGGCUGCUGCUGUUUCUCGGAGGCCGAUGGGCAGCUGCCGGGGCCGGACGGGGCCGACACCCCGCGGGGGAAGCCGCGGCGGCUGCUGAGAGCUCCGCAGAGGGGCGCGCUCGGCGGCGCCGGAGCUGGGGCGCGGGGAGCCGGCGGACGGGCGGGAGAGCGGAGCGGGGCACCCGGAGCGCUCAGGGGCCGGUCCCCGCCGGCGCUGCGCGGCCCGAGCCCCCGGGCGUCCCCUCUGCGUGCCCGGGGGGAUGCCCCCCUGCGGGCUCGGCCACUAGCCCGGCGGCCCGGUGCAUGGCCCAGCUAUGGAGGUGGUGGAUGAGACGGAGGCUCUGCAGCGCUUCUUCGAAGGCCACGACAUUAAUGGAGCUCUGGAACCUUCCAACAUCGACACCAGCAUUCUGGAAGAGUACAUCAGCAAGGAAGACUCACCAGAUAUCUGCUUCCCAGACAUCCCUGCCUCAGCCAGCUACGCACACACCCAGCCUUCCGGCUCUGCCUCUGUCAGCGCUCCUGUUGCCAGCUCCAUCUCCAGCGUCGCUCAUGUGACCAACCCAGCUUCCAGUGGUGCCCUCCAUCUCUGUCCCCCAGGCAGCCAAGGCCCGGUCCGUCAUGUUCCUCUUUUGGCCAACCCCUGUGGACCCAGCUACAGUGCUCACCUCAACUGCAAUAACAACAAUGGCAUGGUGGUGCCCAAGGGGUACCUCAGUGGCCACUGCCUGAAUAACGUGGUCCCUCCAAUCAAAUCGGAGCCCAAGGCCUCCUAUGCACCUGGCACUUUACCCGACUCUCCCCCGGACUCUGGAUCAGAAGCCUACUCCCCCCAGCAGGUGAAUGAUCCUCACCUCCUCCGGACCAUGACCCCCGAGAACAUGUGCCACAUGACUCCACCUUCCCGGCUGGAGCACCCUCCCCCGCCUCCCCACCUUCAGGGUCCCCCACAACCUCCGCCGCAUCCACACCAGCAGCAGCACAACCCCCAUUAUCCCAGUAUGCAGCGGGACAUGUUCAUGAAGCCUGAGCCGCUGAUGCCGCCGUACGUCAUCGGGCAGGGCAUGUCCCCGGGCGAUCUCCACCACGCCCAGCAGUCGCAGAUGCUUCACCAGCUCCUGCAGCAGCACGGAGCAGACCUCCCAGUUCACCCAGCCAAGAAGAGGAAACACUCAGAGUCGCCCCCCAACACACUCAAUGCACAGAUGCUCAACGGGAUGAUAAAGCAGGAGCCAGGUAUGGGGUCUGUGCCACUCAACCCUGACAGAGUCCAAACGCCUCCCUGGCACCAGCAGGGGGCACUCUCACCAGGGCUAAUUCAAGACAACGACAGCUUGAACGGCUCCUACCUGGAUCCCAACUACCAGUCCAUAAAGUGGCAGCCGCAUCAGCAGAACAAGUGGGUGACUCUCUACGAUGCCAACUACAAGGAGCUCCCCCCACCCACGUACCGGGUGGAUGCGGACAAAGGCUUCAACUUCUCCGUGGGUGACGAUGCCUUCGUGUGCCAGAAGAAGAAUCACUUCCAGGUCACGGUCUACAUCGGCAUGAUCGGAGAUCCCAAGUACGUGAAGACUCCUGAGGGCCUGAAGCCCCUCGACUGCUUCUACCUGAAGCUGCAUGGAGUGAAGUUAGAGGCCUUGAACCAAUCGAUCAACAUAGAGCAGUCACAGUCUGACCGCAGCAAACGGCCCUUCAACCCUGUCACGGUCAACCUGCCUCCGGAGCAGGUCACGAAGGUCACCGUGGGGCGGCUGCAUUUCAGCGAGACCACGGCUAAUAACAUGAGGAAGAAGGGCAAGCCCAACCCUGACCAGAGGUACUUCAUGCUCGUGGUGGCCCUCCAGGCCCAUGCCCAGAACCAGACCUACACCCUGGCUGCCCACAUCUCUGAGCGCAUCAUCGUCAGACAAAGGGCCAGUUCGGGGGUAAAACACAAACGGAGGGCGGACGGGGACCCCGGAGUCUGCAGACAAGCCUCUAACCCGGGUCAGUUUGAGAGUGACAGUGACGUCCUCUGGCAGCGGGCUCAGCUCCCUGACACGGUUUUUCACCAUGGCCGAGUUGGCAUCAACACCGACCGCCCCGAUGAAGCCCUGGUGGUCCAUGGCAACGUGAAAGUCAUGGGAUCGCUGAUGCACCCGUCAGACAUCCGAGCAAAAGACGACAUCCAGGAGGUGGACACCACAGAACAGCUGAAGAGGAUCUCCCGUAUGCGGCUGGUGCAUUAUAACUACAAGCCAGAGUUCGCCACCACUGUGGGCAUUGAAAGCACGUCUGAAACAGGUGUCAUUGCUCAGGAAGUGAAGGAGAUUCUUCCCGAAGCAGUGAAAGACACUGGGGACAUGGUCUUUGCCAAUGGGAAAACCAUCGAGAACUUCCUGGUGGUGAAUAAGGAGCGGAUCUUCAUGGAGAACGUUGGGGCGGUGAAGGAGCUCUGCAAACUGACCGACAACCUGGAGACCCGCAUUGACGAGCUGGAGCGGUGGAGUCACAAGCUGGCUAAGCUCAAGCGGCUGGACAGCAUGAAGUCAACGGUCAGCUCUGGGGCGUUCAGCCAAACAGGAAGUCAGUUCAGCCGUGCAGGAAGUGUGCCCCACAAAAAGAGGCCCCACAAAAUGGCCAGCAAGUCCCCAUCUGUUAUCACGGAACAAGCCUGCAUCAGCCAGCGCUUCUUGCAAGGCACCAUCAUCGCCCUGGUCGUCGUCAUGGCGUUCAGUGUGGUGUCCAUGUCCACCCUCUAUGUGCUCAGCUUGCGCAAUGAAGAGGACCUCGCAGAUAUUGAUGGCUCUUUUGCUGUGCCCACUUCCUGUCUCCUGGCCCUUUUUCGGCACAGGGGUCCUGGGGUCCCGGUUGCUCUGUGCCCACGAUUAAAUCAGAACUUUGAUAAGACUCAGCUUGUUUCUUCCACGGCUUCGUCAGACAGACCUAGUGAUGGCACUUCCCCGCACCCUGUGACAGUGAAUGGGUCUGACUCUGCCUAUCGCUUGCCCGGCCGUAGCAUCGCUGUGUGUUUCAGCCCUCCAUGUUUUUCCAUGUGCUGUUCUGCUGCUCCCACCAAUGCCUCCGCUGUUGCUGUCUCUGAGAGCAGCCCCACGCAUGCCCCCAACAGGACAGACCAGAUCCACACCUCCCUCCUGCCAGGGAUGAGUAUCAAAGCCAAAUCAAGGGGUGUGACGGGGAAGGUGACCUCUCACGCCAAGUGGCCAAAGACCCCGGAGCGGUCGCAGGGCUUCGGCAGCCCCAACGCCAGCCCCUCCUCCCCCUUCACCCACAUUCAGAGCAAAUCCAAAUACAUCUCCAGCCUCUCGUUGUCACGAAACAGCUUCCCGCUGGGGCAGACCCGGCAGCAGCGCAGCAUCACCCAGCCUGCCAGCCAGCAGCCCAGCAUCACGGGCACUGGGCACGACGGGCCGGAUGCUUCGCUCCGCUCCAUCCGGAUUGUGGAGAAUGACAUGGCCAUCACUCCCCACUACUGUGCAGCCAGGGAUGCAUGCAGGAGAGGAAACAUCACCUACCGCAUCCCCAUCAGCCCGUCCACAGCAGUGAACACCAACCUGACCUUGGAGAUGAAUGCCUCCUCUGCUGUGUCCAUCUACCUUUGUGGCCUCCAGUCCAGUGACCCAUGUCAGAACACAAUGAGCGUGGACAGCUCCACCAACACCACAGACACCCAGGAAAUGACACAGCGUUGGCCCAUGGUGAUGCUGUCUUUCCGGGAGUUCACCUACCACUUCCGAGUAGCCCAGCCUGGCAAAGCCAACUGUAGUACCACCCCGGAGCACAUGGGACACCUCUUCACUGACUAUUAUUUCCAGUUUUACUGGCUCUGUGAGUGAGUCCCAGCAGCAUCAGUGCCCUUUGCUGGGAGAGAGGAAGGGGACUGGUGAAACCUAUCAGAUUGCCACAUGCCUUCCUCUGUAAACCUCCAAGUCCCCUUCUGCUCCCACCUUCCCCUUGGGGCUCUGAGCUACUUUGGUUCUGUCCUGGGGACGAUAUAGACACUGAAGUACUCCAAAAGGAAUAUAGGAACUCUGCCAGGAGCAACACAACCAGCCCCAGGGAUCUACUGGACAUGCCAACCAAACACCAUAGCCCACAAUCCUGGGCAACUGUGUCCAUCUCCUUCCCUUCUGGAGACACUGGCACCCGUCUCCCUCCCUCUGCUACACUGGAUUUGAAAGUGUUACACUGGAUCACGUGUGGACAGGCUUGUCCCAAGCUCUAGAGCUGGGACUGUGGUCUGGCUGGGAACGACAGCCCGAGAGGCCUAUCGGUUCCUGUAGCAACGCAGCAGCUCUCUGCAACACUGGAAUUUAUCUUCCAAGACUGGAGCUCUUGUCAAUACUGAAACACUGGAAUUCCAUCCUGAAAAGAGGGCUCUGCCUGGACAUACUGGAAGUCAUACACUGGAGUUGCUGUUCCUUCUGGUCAGCCACUGGCUAUUCUCCUGCAUCCCUACUCCAUAGGAUUCCUGGUGACAUUGCGAUGCUCCACAUGGACAGCCAGAGAGAAACCCUGCCAAGGUGGGGGCUGCAGAGGCAACAGGGUUCUCCUUGGUCCCUUUCCUCCCUGCCCUGUUUCCCACACUCCAUGCAGACCAGACCUGAACAGAUGAAUUUAAGAACCCCACAAAACCCCUAGUCAGCCUGUGCCAGCCAGUUGGCAAGGGCUUGCCCUUGAUUUCCCCCCCGCCCAGGAAGUGGGGAGAAGAGGCACCUUGGGAGCAGUGUCACCCCCCGCCCAAAUACAUCUCUCUAAGGGGUCAGUUUGCAGGUGUUUGUUGCGGUACCCCAUAUUUCGGUGGUUGGGGUGGGGACUGUUCCUGUUACUCUAGAGUAGCCAGAGCUGGCUGGUCCCAGGGCCAGCCCCACAGAAUAGCCCUGAAGCCCAGGUUCCCCCUGCCUGCCUGUGCUCAGGGGUGCCAAAGGGAGGCCACCAGCACAGACUGCUCUGCACAAUGGGAGUGGGGCUGCUGGAGACUCAGGUGACUGAUUUCACUGCACCUACUGGUGAAUACAGCUCUGUUCCCAAUAGGUCUCUGCCAGGAAAGGUGGCCCCCUACCGAUUUCCCCUAGGAGGGGAGGGGGCAGGUCACUCAAGGCCUGGCUCCCAUUGCCCCCUGGGUAAGCUGGUGAGUGUAUUAUGGGUAUUUUACUGUUACAAGGUUUUAACUUGCUAAACUACUGAAUUUUUUUAAAGCAGUAUAAAAACAGGCCUCUUAAUUCUGUCCUUACUGAUCUAUUUGUGUCUUGCAUAGGAAACCAAAGGGGGUGAGUGCUGAACCCCAGCCUGACAGCUAUAUUGGUGCUGCGGGAGCUGGGACCUGUCAGACUUUGGCAGCUCUUGUAUGUGUGUGUCUUUCUCCCACCCCAGCACUUUUCACCGACGGGGGAGGGAAACUUCUGCAUUCCUGCAGUCUGAACCUGUGCCAGGGUAAUCCUGUGCCCAGUUCUGUAAGAAAGUGGCAGCAGCCUCUAGAGAAAGGGAAGGGCUGGCGGAGGAGUAAGCAAGGCAGCUAGAGCGGAAACUCCACUCUGCAAUGCUGAACCAAAGCACAAAGCUGGUUCCAGAGGCGUAAGUGUUUUUCCCUUAGCAAAGCGCCAUCACCUGAUGUAGGCAGCUUUUACCAAACUGGGGUGGGGUAGCUGUGGCAGGGACUCUGAUGACUCUCUUUUCUUGCUGGUAGUGGAGACACAUACAACAAUCACUGAAUUCCAGACAGCAGAGCAAGAUCUGUUCAUGUCCCAGCUGUAAGGAAUGUAUGGCUGCAAUUCUUGUUGCCCCCAGCAAAACAGCAGGGAAUGCUUUUUUAGUCGAAUAGAGAUGGCUCCUGUACAGCCUUUGGGGGCCUACGCUUAUCUCCGUUUUAUUUUGGGGGUGAUGCAUAGCAAACAUAACUCCCAAUUGUCUCUGUGACUACCCCCACCCAGGCCAAAUACCUGUAACUCUUGGUGACUUCUAUGGGAGCUAGAGACUUGGUUCCUCUAAGGAUCAGGCCCUUUAUUUGAAGGGGUGGUUUCAGACCAGCUCUUCAGUUUCCUUUCUCUGCCAAUUAGCAGAGCAGUCAUAGCUGUGUUAGCAAUCUAACUACUCAAACACACCGGCUGCAGAGAACGAGUAUUGAAUGCCCUGCGAGUAAGAGGCACAUUUUCUGUGCUACACCAGGCAACUAAUAGGGGAGAACAGAGGGCUGAUGGGCCGGUGGUCCCUCAGUGCGAAGCAGCCACAAAUCCAGUCUCAACAGGACUGCAUUCCUGCCAGCAAUUUACAGGAAAUCCUCCACUGCCACUCUUUGCAAAGUACACUUUUUACAUUACGUCCCCCCGCCCCAUUUCCCCUGAACUUUGCUUUGUUUUUAAGCUGGGAAAUUCCUUUAGUGGCAGCUUUUGUCCUCCAUAUGGCAAUCACUGGCCCCAAUCUUGUAAACUCUAGUCAGUAAGCAAGCUCACAGAUUUUGCUGGGACCGCUCACGUGAGGGGUAGCACUAUCACGCCCACUCAAAGUUUUCCUCUUGUGUUUUUAAUAGAGCUGAACUUACUGCCUGUGCUUUAAUUUAGUAGAGCUGACCUUUCCCUAGGCUGAAUUCACUGCCUGCCUGCAACCACCAUAUAAAUCCCCUUUCUCCCUUCCCCCCACUGGUGUUCUCAGAGGUGGCAGCUGUGGGUCUUCCCAGAUGCCUUUCACAUCACUACGGAGGCUGCAACCCACUGAGUGCAGUCACUGGAGAUUUAUAACGGUGGGUGGUAGGUUGUAGCUCUAAGUAAGAUUUAUAGCAUUCCAGGUAGCCCCAUGAUGCUCAAGCAUAGGUCAGGGUGACUGCUGAUGUUCAGGAGUGGCUAUCUCCUUUUCCUGCCAACACACAGGCACAACACAUGCUGUGGACCUUGAAGACGAUGGCUGGGUAGUUUCUCAGUAGUGAGUUCACCUCCUUUCCAAAAAGGAAAGGAAUAAUUAAAAUCCAGAGGCCUGUCCUACAUUUACAACUAUUUUAAAGCAAGAUGGCAGUGAUUAGUUAAUACCUUAGAUAUUUACAAAAUACAGUAGGAUUAGACUCAGAAUGUACUCUCAGAAAAACUUCUUACUUUUAUAGUGCUUUUCAUCCCAAACUACUCCACAGAUCAUGUCAGCCAAACCAUAACGGUACCUCCAAGACAGGAACUAGAGUUUCACAGUAGGGUUGUAAUGGUUAGGGAAAGAAAUGGCCACAUGAUGGCACCAGAGCCCAUGGAAACAACUGGCCAGUGACCAACUGUGCUGCUUAGAGACAGCCUCCUAAGGCAGUCUCUGCUCUACUCACCUGUAAUUAAAGAGGGUUUUCUCCCCAUCCCCUUCCCAAAAUAGUAGCAGGAAGAGUUUCAGUAGGCUUUUCCCUGUGUGAGACGGAGAGAGCUCUGAGCCAGUGUUUCCAGCCUCACAGACAGGGAGCUCCCCUUUCUCUCUGCAUUGGAAACCUGAAGCUUCAUCUCUCUAGACAUUCUUAGCUGGAAGGAAGGAUGACAAGUGUGAACAUGGGGCCACUUUCUAAAGUUUGUCUGUUUGGGGGAGAGUUUGUUUCAAAAGCAAAUUCCCUUAUCUUUUGCCCUACUUCUAAAGCUUAAAGCCUGUAAAUAAAGACUGCGGCACCACUGCAAGGAUUAAGGAAAAAUAAAGCACUAAUUUGUUUGGUUUAAAUGUUGCUGUCACAGCUUUAAUCACUGUAUAUUACCAGCAAGUUUGUAGAGUUGCAUUCUGAGCAGAUAUUAAUGAUUACUGGUUUUUAUUUGCUCGGGGGGCGGGGGGCUAAGCACUGCUUCCCUCCUUUCUUUCUGAUUUGUAUUUAUAUUUUGCUGAGUUUUGGGGGUGCUGGUUCUCAGGACUCCCCCACUUUUUUGUUUGGCUUAUCUAGACUUUGUUUUAUGCUGGAGGUAAAUAUACCUGUAUAAAGAAAUAUAUAAAUACAGCUUUGUAUCCAA